Messenger RNA from Anoplophora glabripennis (Asian longhorned beetle), 3773 nucleotides. RefSeq names its product DNA polymerase subunit gamma-1, mitochondrial (gene tam). The record is from RefSeq and is a predicted model, not a curated record. Gene Ontology annotation, cellular component: mitochondrion; gamma DNA polymerase complex. Bases 163 to 3672 code for a protein of 1169 amino acids. Gene Ontology annotation, biological process: mitochondrial DNA replication. The transcript is spliced from 6 exons. Gene Ontology annotation, molecular function: DNA binding; DNA-directed DNA polymerase activity; 3'-5' exonuclease activity. Lineage: Eukaryota; Metazoa; Arthropoda; Insecta; Coleoptera; Cerambycidae.
UUUUAUUUUGUUAUUUAAAUUUAAGGUUAGGUCUUUUAGCACCUACUUUUUAAAUGUUUUUGUGAAUACAAGUGUUAAUUCACGUGCAUUUCAUAUUUGUGCAAAACUAGUAACUUAAAUUAAAGCAGUUUGGAAAUUUAUUACACCUAAUAAGCAUAGCAUAUGUUAGCAAAUGCAUUUUUAAAGAAUUUUACUACUCGGUAUAUAGAAAAAAUCACACCAAAUAUGAUUCACCUUAGAAAAUUUUCACACAAAAUUCGCACUUUAUUGUAUCAUGUAUUUAACAGAAGAAUAUACCAAGGUAUCAUCCCUAAUUCUACAACCAAAGUAUAUUUGCCAAACCCAGCGAAAAAACGAAUAAAAAUGAAGCAAUCAGAAUCUCAGUUACCAUAUGUAGAAAAAACUCUUGGCCCUCGAAAAAAUAGACUAGAUAUACAGAUGCUCUCAAAAGCAGUAUAUGACCAAAUUUUUAUUGAAGGAUACAAAGAUACUUGCAAUGUUCAAACCAUAGAACAAUGUCAAAAAGAGUUAUUGAAACACAACAUGUGCAGCAGUGAUAAAGAUCUUCAAAAAGAUGUUAACCUCAAAAUUCCUCCGUUACAUGGAAAAAAUAUUGAAGAACAUUUUAAAAUAAUUGGGGAGGAGCAGGUACUACCGUAUCGAGAUUUAGUAUCCCAAUUACUUGAAAAUUUACCAAAAGCGCCCGAAAAAUGGCUCAUGCAAAAUGGUUGGACAAGAUAUGCACCAGGUUUAGACCCUGAGAAAGUACCAUAUCCUUUGGAGGAAGCUCUAGUUUUUGAUGUUGAGGUAUGUAUGAUGGCAGGUAAAGCUCCUACACUAGCAACAGCUGUAAGUAAUAAAGCCUGGUAUGCUUGGGUUAGUCCAUCUGUGAGAGACGGUACUUAUAAACCAGUAACACAUCAUGAGUAUCCUUUAUCUGCUUUUAUUCCUAUGGAGAGUAGUCCCGGUGACACUGGUUUGAAUCUGACGGAAUAUCAGAUCAAACCGAAAGUUAUCAUUGGACAUAAUGUUUGCUUUGACAGAGCGAGAAUUAAGGAGCAGUAUUGGUUGAAAAGAACAGGUACAAGAUUCAUAGAUACUAUGAGUUUACAUAUAUGUGUUGGUGGCGUAACCAGUUACCAACGGGCAGUUUUGAAAUCUCAAAAAUUUAUUGAGGAGGAUGAGGAUUGGAAAAAUUGCAGUUCUCUAAAUAAUCUAGUUGAUGUUUACAAGUUGUAUUGCGGCAAAAGCAUAACUAAGACGAGCAGAGAUAUUUUUGUCGAGGGUACCAUGUCUGAUGUAAAAGAGAAUUUUCAACAAGUAAUGACAUAUUGUGCAGGUGAUGUUAUUGCUACGUACGAGAUCUUGAAGGAAUUGUUUCCUAUGUUUUUAGAAAGGUUUCCGCAUCCGGUCACACUGGCAGGUAUGUUAGAACUGAGCACCGCAUAUUUGCCUGUGAACUCGAACUGGCCUAGGUAUGUACAAGAGUCCGAACAGGUUUACGAAGAUCUGGAAAGAGAAGGAAAACUUUUGCUAGCCCGUCGAGCAGAUCAGGCCUGCCAGCUACUGCACAAUGAAAAAUAUAAAGAAGAUUUGUGGAUGUGGGACCAGGACUGGACGGUAAAAGACAUCAAAUUGAAAACAAGGAAAAAGCAACUUAAGCAAGAGGAGAAAACGGUAGAAACUGUUAAGGUCAACAAUGAUGAAAAUGAGGGAGUUGAUCCUCUGGAAGAAAAGUUUAAAUGUGAUAGCAAAGAAUGUGUACCUAGUAAUACGCCAUUGCCGGGUUAUCCGAACUGGUACAGAAAACUUUGCCCAAAACCUGAUUCAAGCCCUGGUUGGGUUCCAAGGCCUACUUUAAUUAGCACUUCAAUGCAAAUAACACCGAAAUUACUUUCGUUGACUUGGGAAGGUUACCCCUUGCAUUAUAUCAGAGGAAAGGGCUGGGGAUUUUUGGUACCUUUUACAGACGAUGUUGAUGUACCAAGAAAAGUACCUUUGAAACAGCUGAUAGAAAAGUGUCCACUUUUACCAAGUAAAGAUGGAAGCAACAGCUCAGAAGUGCUUCAUAACAUUCAGAAGUCAGUAGAAGAACACUUGAUGAAAAAAGAGUACUAUGCCAGGUUAAAACAGAACAAAGCACAAGAUUUGUAUAAAGGGUCAGGAAUUUGGUGUAAUACCGUAGUUGAAGAUUGCUGUUGGUUUUUCAAGUUACCCCAUAAAGAUGGGCCUUCUCAUAAUGUGGGAAAUCCACUGGCGAAGGAUUUUUUAAGUAAAUUUGCUGAUAACGUAUUGGGAGGUGAUACCGAAAGCGCUGAGAAGGUUAUGGAAAUAGCGAAACAGUUAUCUUAUUGGAGGAAUAACAGGAAUCGAAUACUGGAUCAGAUGGUGGUCUGGUUGGAUAAAGCAAACUUGCCAAAAGAGCUGCAAAAAAAAGGUGACACUUAUGGUGCAAUCCUGCCUCAAAUUGUUAUGUGCGGCACUUUGACACGAAGAGCUGUCGAACCCACAUGGAUGACGGCUUCCAAUGCUAACAAGGACAGGAUAGGGUCAGAACUCCGUGCGAUGGUGCAAGCACCUCCUGGAUACAACAUUGUAGGGGCUGACGUGGAUUCUCAGGAGCUCUGGAUCGCUUCUGUCCUGGGAGAUGCACACCACGCGAAAAUGCACGGAUCCACUCCCUUGGGUUGGAUGACACUCAGCGGAAGUAAGACCGCUGGUACGGAUAUGCACAGUGUGACGGCCAAAGCAGUCGGAAUAAGCAGAGACCACGCCAAAGUUAUAAAUUAUGCCAGAAUAUAUGGUGCAGGGCAACAUUUUGCCGAACGUUUAUUGAAACAAUUCAACCCCAGUAUGUCCGAAACGGAAGCUAGAAGCAAAGCUAAGAAGAUGUUCACUCUAACGAAGGGAAGGAAAGUGUUUUUCUUGAAACAGGAAUAUCUGCAAGAAUUUGCUGAUCAGCCCUACACGAAGUGGCAGGCUUUCGAAACCGCCAAGGCUUGUGGGAAAACGGUAGACGAAAUGUUUCUCAGAUCUAAAUGGGUGGGGGGUACCGAGUCGGCUAUGUUCAACCGCCUUGAAGAGAUCGCUAACAGCGAAGAGCCAUGCACGCCUUUUCUGAAAGGCAGACUCAGCAGAGCCCUAGAUCCAAAAACCAUGGCGGAAGAUAGGUAUUUGCCGACGAGAGUAAAUUGGGUGGUGCAAAGUGGAGCAGUGGACUUUUUACACCUGAUGUUAGUUUGUAUGAAAUGGAUUUUAGGCGACAAUAUACGGUUUUGCCUUAGCUUUCACGACGAAGUUCGUUAUUUGGUACCGGAACCGUACAAGUACCAGGCAGCUCUAGCUCUGCAUGUCACAAAUUUACUGACAAGGUCAUUCUGCUCCUAUCGGCUAGGCUUAAAUGAUCUUCCUCAGUCAGUUGCGUUUUUUAGCUCUGUCGAAGUUGAUAAAGUUUUGAGGAAGGAGUCAAAACAGGAUUGCAUAACACCUUCGAAUCCCCUUGGUUUAUCUAAGGGUUACGGUAUUGAAAAUGGAGAGGCGUUGAAUAUUUACGAAGCUAUAGACAAAGCUGGAGGAGACUACAUGUGGUGGGGCGAUAGGCGAUCGGAAAAGAAAAGAAAUGUCAAGAUCAUCAGUAAGAAAGCAGGUGCUCAUAGAAGCACUACAAGAUGACGAUUCUCUCCCUACGGAGAAUCAAAAAAUUGUCCGCGUACUCAAAAGCAGGGGAAACAACCUGCACGAGGUAGAAACCCCUGACGAAUCCAUCCUGCUCG